Molecule: messenger RNA, 1115 nt
Organism: Culicoides brevitarsis
Lineage: Eukaryota; Metazoa; Arthropoda; Insecta; Diptera; Ceratopogonidae
Gene: Dera
Product: deoxyribose-phosphate aldolase
Exons: 2
Coding region: 64-1005 (313 amino acids)
Biological process (GO): carbohydrate catabolic process; deoxyribonucleotide catabolic process
Cellular component (GO): cytoplasm
Molecular function (GO): deoxyribose-phosphate aldolase activity
Source: RefSeq, a predicted model, not a curated record
AAUAAUUUCAAUUGAUGAUGAUAACACAGUGGACACGCAUUUAUUUUGUUCUCGUCGCUUAAAAUGUCAACUGAAGUUCACAAAACUCCACUAGAUUUGGCUCCUCAUCUGGACUCAAUUCUGAAAACUCAAGUAAAUUACAAUGCCAUCGUUGCAAGUGUUGAUAAUUUGAUUGAAGACUGGAAGGUGAUACAGGGAGAAAAUUAUCUUGCAUGGACAAUCAAAGCCCUGACCCUCACCGACUUGACGACUCUUGCCGGAGAUGACACUGCUUCCAACGUACAUCGUUUGUGUUAUCGUGCCUCCUUCCCCUUGCCCGACAGCGUCUUCGAACGUUUGCAAAUCGAGAAAGAAUUUCGAGCAUUAAUUCACACCGCUGCUGUUUGCGUGUAUCCGUCUCGCGUUGCCGAUGCCUUCCACAGUCUCAAGGAACUCAAAAUGCUCGGUAAAGUCAAUAUUGCGAGUGUCGCCACGGGAUUUCCCAGUGGAUCGUAUCCUCUUGCUUCGCGUCUUGCCGAAAUCACGUAUGCGAUUGAACAGGGAGCCAACGAAAUUGACAUCGUCAUUGAUCGCAGUCUCGUUCUUACGGGUCAAUGGCAGACCUUGUAUGAUGAGCUUGUAGCGAUGCGCCAAGCAUGUGGUACCAAAGCACAUCUAAAAGCAAUUUUGGGUAUUGGGGAAUGCGGAACGUUCCAGAAUGUUUAUCGUGCCUCGAUGAUUGCCAUGUUUGCCGGAUCGGAUUUCAUCAAGACAUCAACGGGAAAGGAAGCAGUGAAUGCCACGUUACCGGUUGGCUUGGUAAUGAUUAGGGCGAUUCAGGACUUUGAGGCGAUGACGGGACGUAAAAUUGGAUUGAAGCCUGCUGGAGGGGUAAAAAAGGUCGACGAUGCUAUUAAAUGGAUGGUUAUGAUAAAGAAGACGCUCGGGAAUGAAUGGCUCACGCCAGAAAUGUUCCGUUUUGGGGCAUCGGGACUCUUGGACGACAUUGAAAAACAAUUUUUAUAAUUUUUAUUAAUAUUUUUUGUAUUUUUAAACAAUAAAAUUUCAUUUCGUAAUUACUCUACGAAAGAUAAAAACAUGUUAAAAAGCUCUGGAGAUAAAAAGAUAACAACCAA